GGUUAGAUUUGGCAUCAGCUGAUAAGUGUCAAAAACAUAAUAACAGAAGACAGAUUGUUAAUUUGUUAAUUAAAAUAUUAUAAAUAAUUAAUUAUCGAAUUGUGUUAAUAUUAAUGAAGUAUAAUGUUAUCGUCAAUAGUGAAAGAACAUCAAAGUAAACAGGCAGCAAGAAAAGAAAGACAAGAACAAAAACGAAAAGAAGCCGUUCAAGCUGCAAAUAAUUUAACUCAAGCAUUGGUUGAUCAUUUAAAUGUGGGAGUUGCACAGGCAUAUUUAAAUCAAAAGAAACUAGAUGCUGAAGCAAAACAACUUCAAACGAGUGCAACAAAUUUUGCAAAACAAACUCAAUCGUGGUUAAAUCUGGUUGAAUCGUUUUCGAGUGCUUUGAAGGAAAUAGGAGAUGUUGAAAAUUGGGCACGUAGUAUUGAAGGCGAUAUGCGAACAAUUGCAACGGCAUUAGAAUAUUCGUAUAAAGCCACUCAAGAAACCCCUCCGAGUAAUGUCUGAGAAGACCAGGAAAACUUAUCUCGUCAUAUCCGAAAGCAUUUUAAUUAAGUUAUUCUGUGAUAAUUUAUCUCUAUAUUGAAAAUUGAGAAGAAAUUUAAUAAUAAUGUAAAAUUUCUAUAAAUUAUUAAACAUUUAGUUCAUAACUGA
Leptopilina heterotoma is the source of this 654-nucleotide messenger RNA. RefSeq names its product biogenesis of lysosome-related organelles complex 1 subunit 1 (gene Blos1). Lineage: Eukaryota; Metazoa; Arthropoda; Insecta; Hymenoptera; Figitidae. Gene Ontology annotation, biological process: endosomal transport. The transcript is spliced from 4 exons. The record is from RefSeq and is a predicted model, not a curated record. Gene Ontology annotation, cellular component: BLOC-1 complex. The coding region runs from base 124 to 507 and encodes 127 amino acids.